Gorilla gorilla gorilla (western lowland gorilla) is the source of this 1755-nucleotide messenger RNA. RefSeq names its product POU domain, class 6, transcription factor 2-like. The record is from RefSeq and is a predicted model, not a curated record. Gene Ontology annotation, molecular function: DNA-binding transcription factor activity, RNA polymerase II-specific; RNA polymerase II cis-regulatory region sequence-specific DNA binding. Bases 1 to 1218 code for a protein of 405 amino acids. Lineage: Eukaryota; Metazoa; Chordata; Mammalia; Primates; Hominidae. Gene Ontology annotation, biological process: regulation of transcription by RNA polymerase II. The transcript has 4 exons.
AUGUCUGCCCCUGCCACCUUCUUCCACCACGUCCCCCUCCAGAGCUGCUUGCAGAUUCUGAGUCGGCUCCCAGGGAGCAUCCUAGAGAGACCAGGCACUGCAUGGUCUUCAGUUGCAUGCAAAGACCCUUCACGGAGCCAGCUCCUCACCUUUGGGCCUGUCUUGCAGAUUAUCGGGACCAUUCCACUGAUGCCUAAUCCGGGGCCAUCGAGCCAAGCAGCAAGCGGCACUCAGGGCUUGCAAGUGCAGCCAAUCACCCCCCAGCUCCUAACAAACGCCCAGGGCCAGAUCAUCGCCACAGUCAUUGGGAACCAGAUCCUGCCCGUGAUCAACACCCAGGGCAUCACGCUGUCACCCAUCAAGCCCGGCCAGCAGCUCCACCAACCCUCCCAGACGUCAGUGGGUCAAGCAGCCUCCCAAGGCAACCUUCUGCACCUGGCUCACAGCCAAGCAUCCAUGUCUCAAAGUCCCAUCCGGCAGGCUUCCUCUUCUUCCUCCUCAUCCUCCUCUUCUUCAGCUUUGAGCGUGGGCCAGUUAGCAGUAAAUCCUCAAACGGCAGCGGGUGAGGUGGAUGGGGUUAAUCUGGAGGAGAUCCGAGAAUUUGCCAAAGCUUUUAAAAUCCGGCGCCUGUCUCUUGGCCUGACCCAGACUCAGGUGGGACAGGCUCUCAGUGCCACAGAGGGCCCCGUGUACAGCCAGUCGGCCAUCUGCAGACACACCAUCCUGAGAAGCCACUUUUUCCUACCACAGGAAGCCCAAGAGAACACUAUAGCUAGCAGUCUGACAGCCAAACUGAACCCUGGCCUUUUGUAUCCUGCCAGGUUUGAAAAGCUGGACAUCACCCCUAAAAGUGCCCAGAAGAUCAAGCCGGUGCUUGAGCGGUGGAUGGCUGAGGCUGAGGCCCGCCAUCGAGCAGGUAUGCAGAACCUGACCGAGUUUAUCGGGAGUGAACCAUCCAAAAAGCGCAAGCGGCGCACCUCCUUCACACCCCAGGCCCUUGAGAUCCUCAAUGCCCACUUUGAGAAGAACACACACCCUUCUGGGCAGGAAAUGACCGAAAUUGCUGAGAAGCUGAACUAUGACCGAGAAGUAGUUAGAGUUUGGUUCUGCAAUAAGAGGCAAGCCCUGAAGAACACAAUUAAAUGCUUAAAACAGCACGAGCCGGCCACGGCAGUCCCUUUGGAGCCCUUAACAGACUCUCUGGAAGAAAACUCCUAAAGAGAUGCCCACCCAUAAUCAGAAGCAAAAUUCACAGAAACUAAACUCCACCCUUGGGACUCCACAACAACAACAACAACAAAAUUUAAUUUAAUUUAAAAAUAGCCCCAGUCGUCAUCACCCUUGUAAGUAAAUGACUAAGAAAACUACCAAGUGGACAGAAUGGUUUCUACAUGUCCGUUGGUUUUCCAAAAAGGAAAGAAGAAAAUUUUUAGAAAAUUUUUAAACAACGAAUACACCACACUGAAGGUGUGUUCCCUUCCCCCACCUGUCUCCCCCAAAGCCAGUUUUUUAAUGGACUUAAAGCAAACCAAAUAACCACGUACUUUUUUCUGUAUAUUAUGAAAAUGUGAACACAUUUUAAGGAAAAAGAAAAAAAAAACGAAACCAAAAACCAACAACGAAGGAACAAAAACUUUGAUCUGUUCAAAGCGAAUACAAGCCUGCCACCUGGAGGAAGGACUGCACCCCUUCAGGUACUAAGUGCUGAUUCACUAUGAAACCUAUUAACCAAAGUCAGAAACAUGGCAUUGCAAC